Lemur catta (Ring-tailed lemur) is the source of this 891-nucleotide messenger RNA. Its product is annotated as proteoglycan 3-like. Bases 92 to 769 code for a protein of 225 amino acids. Lineage: Eukaryota; Metazoa; Chordata; Mammalia; Primates; Lemuridae. Gene Ontology annotation, molecular function: signaling receptor activity. The record is from RefSeq and is a predicted model, not a curated record. Gene Ontology annotation, biological process: immune response. The transcript has 6 exons.
GCCUCAGAUUCUUGAGAGGGCUGUGCCAGACACACAAGGACGGCCCGGAGAAGGAAGGUGGAGCUGUGUUUUCGCACAAGACCGAGUAGAUAUGAAGCACCCCCUGCUCCUGCUCCUUGUCCUGCUGGGGACAGUGGCUGCGCUUCAUCUGGAAAAUGAUGCUCCCCAUCUGGAGAUCCAAGAGCCAGAGGCAGACCUGGGACAGGAUCUGGAUGGUUCAGGGGAUCAGGAGGGAGAGUUGGCCUUGACUGAGGAUGUGAUUAAGUCAGAGAGGGAAGAGGUUGAGACUUCUGCCUGUCGAGACACCUUUGAGGACGAGGAGGCCAUGGAGUCGGACCCAGAUGCCUUAGACGAGGACUUGGAGUGCCCCAAAGAAGAGGACACAGUUCAAGUGCAGGGAAGUCCUGGGUGCAAGACCUGCCGCUACCUGUUGGUGCGGACGCCCAAGACAUUUAAGCGUGCUCAGAAUGUCUGCAGGAAAUGCUACAAAGGCAACCUUGUCUCCAUCCAUAGCUACAGCCUCAACUCUCAGAUUCUUUAUUUCACUAGAAGACUCAAUCAGGCCCAGGUCUGGAUUGGAGGCUUCAUCAGGCACUGGUUGCUGGGUAGGCGGUAUCGCUGGACUGAUGGGAGCCGCUGGAAUUUUGCAUACUGGGCUGCAGGGCAGCCCAGGAAAGGGAGAGGCCACUGCAUAACCCUAUGUACCAAAGGGGGUCGUUGGCGACGAGCGCCUUGCCGGAGGCGCCUGCCCUUCAUCUGCUCCGCCUGAGCCGGCGCAUCUGCUCCUCCUGGGAGCCCCCUCUCCACACCUGCGGUGUGGCCGCCCCGUCCCCGCCUCGGCACGACCCGUCCCUAGCCUCUCCUGGUCAUGAAUACAGACUUCCCACAGCA